ACCAGCCAACGACACUGGACUUCAGCAAAGGUCUAACGGAACAGGUCCCCUCCUCAUUCCGAAGGGUUGUGGAGUAGACUCCGUAUCCCAGAAUGGGUCCUCAGGCUGUCCAACUCAGACCUGCACUGGGUAACCUGGGUAACCAAAAUCAACCCUCUGUGAUGUCACAGUCUCCCUCAAAGAAUAUCCUUCCUCCACUGGACAAGUCGCUGACGGACAUCUUUGUGUCUUUAGAUUCUGUGAAACCAAGCCGGCUGGAGCCAAUCACGGUGUACGACCGCUGGGGGGUCCAUGUGUGCCUGCACUUCUGCCGCGACAGCCCCCCAACACGCCCGGACAUCGCCGUGGUCAUCGUCUCCACGGUGAACACGUCAGCACUGCCCAUAUCAGACGUCCAGUUCCAGGUUGCCGUCCCAAAGAGUAUGGUGGUGAAGUUACAGCCGGCCACAGGGAAGGAUCUUCCCCCAUACAACCCUCUGCUGCCCCCUGCCUCCAUCUCUCAGAUCCUGCUGCUGGCCAACCCUCAGAGGUCUCCGGUACGCCUUAGGCACAAACUGACCCUCAAACAUGGUGACGAGAUGAUCAACGAGCUGGGCGAGAUAGACCACUUCCCUGAGUGGUACUCCUGGACCAGGUCUUGACCACCACCACUGCGGCAAGGGAGAGCAGGUGACUGAGGGGCACUGCUUGGGACAGCCAGGGGAACAGACUCCGGAACAUGACUCCGAUAACAGAAUGAAUGUUGCAGGCAAGGCAAACGCAAUGUGUGCAUGUGUGUGUGGAGAAGGGGGUAUGGAAUGGUAGUAUUAGAAAUUAUUUUGUCCGAAGGAAAGAAGAUUAAUACCAAGUGUGUGUGUGUGCGUUUGUGUGUGUGUAAAGGAAAUUCACUGCCUUUAAUGUGGUGGUUGUGUGAAGCCAUAGAGAUUUAACGCCAAACACCAAAAAAAUGUGUGUUAGUUUAUUGUUGCUGUGCAUUAUCGACAAUCUCACUGUGCCAAGCCAUUUUUAAAAAAUAGUUUCUGCAUUUUCCAGACAGGACAGCGGUACCAGCCUUUGAUUUUGCAAACCAAUGUUUUUAUUCAAGAGUUUUUUUUUUUUAACAUGGCUGACAUCUUUGCACUGCAGUUGUUCUAUUUAUUUAGCCAAGGUUGUGUUUUGAUGUAACUGCUGUCACUAAAGUUGUUUUUGUUGCUAAA
Alosa alosa (allis shad) is the source of this 1196-nucleotide messenger RNA. RefSeq names its product ADP-ribosylation factor-binding protein GGA3-like. Gene Ontology annotation, molecular function: small GTPase binding. Gene Ontology annotation, biological process: vesicle-mediated transport; intracellular protein transport. Lineage: Eukaryota; Metazoa; Chordata; Actinopteri; Clupeiformes; Clupeidae. The record is from RefSeq and is a predicted model, not a curated record. Gene Ontology annotation, cellular component: trans-Golgi network. The transcript is spliced from 5 exons. The coding region runs from base 93 to 641 and encodes 182 amino acids.